Molecule: messenger RNA, 2343 nt
Organism: Schistosoma mattheei
Lineage: Eukaryota; Metazoa; Platyhelminthes; Trematoda; Strigeidida; Schistosomatidae
Source: the annotation of a GenBank genome assembly
AUGUAUAAAAUUCAUGCAAAAAAUUCAGCUGGAGAAAGUAAUGCAAAUAUCAAUUUAAAUCUACAAGCAAAUCAGAAACAAGCAGGAAAAGGGCCAGUAUUUGAAAAGCCGAAAAUAUACCAAAAUAAUCUAGGACGUGAUGUAAUUUUAGAAUGUCGUUGCAGUGCAGAUCCUGCACCUACCUUUACUUGGUAUCAAAAUACAAAAGAACUUAAAGCAAGACCAGGUAGAUAUGAAAUGGAAGAGAGUAAAGACGGUGCAGUAUUCUUAAACAAAUUAAAAAUAAUUAAUUUUAUGAAUGCAGAUGCAGGCACAUACAAAUUAAUGGCCAAAAAUAAUUCAGGUGAUGCGACUGCAGUUAUGGAGGUAAAAAUGCCUAAGAUUGUCGGAAUGCCAAAUAUUCGUUUUGAAGAUAACAAUCAACGUGCUUUUCUUGAGGUCCGUGUUGACUCUGGGAAUCCUCCAGAAGCAAAAUGGUCACAUUCAGGGAAAAGUAUCAAAGUGGAAGGACGCUAUAGCUCAGAAUGUACAAUGGAAGGUAGAAAUUACGUGAUGAAUCUCACAAUUAAUGAUCUAACCGAAAAAGACUCUGGACUAUAUGAAUGUGAAAUUUUCAACGGUGUUGGUAAAGUACAACAGUCAAUUACAGUUAAAGUACCACCCAAAGAUCCUAAAGUCAAACUUCCACAAAUCGUAGGAUACUUGAACAGCCAGACUGCUGAAUUAGGACGAACAUUUAUAAUGACGGUAGAUUAUGCAGUUGGUUCAGUUACUCCACAAGCUAAGGUACUUAAAAAUGGAACUGAUCUAUCACUUGACAAACGAUGUACUGUUCGAGUUGAUUCUACUAAACAUUCAGUUAUAAUUACAAUAAAAAACGUACAAAUGGAUGAUAAAAGUACAUAUACUCUUCAAUUGUUAGCAAAUGGUAAUGUUUGUGAUAAAGGAAAUUUUGAUUUAUCAGUCAUUCAAGUGAAUGAUGAAGCAAAUGAAGAGGUUGAUGAAGUUGGUGAAUUACACGUACCUUCAAACAAAGGAAGUCGACGCUCAUCAACUGUUAAAAAGGAGGAGGAAUAUCUUAAUCGUCGCUCUUCACAGGAAAAGCCAGGUCUUCUAGAUCCUAAGGCUUUGGAACAAUCACUUCAGGCUAGACGUGAUUCAAUGACUAAUCGGAGAACGUCACUGGCUGAUGCAAUCCCUGGAUUUGCUGGAUUAAAGCAUCGGGAGACACCGAAAGUUGAAAAAGAGUAUUUUGUUGAAGAGUUACAAGAUGUAAAAAUUAAAGAAGGUAGUUUAAAAGCGUUGCUCAAAUGUACCUUCUGCAAGUCAACAUCUAAAUUUCGUUGGUAUAAAAACAAGUUGGAAAUAUUUCAAGGGCCAAAAUAUAAUUUUUUGCAAGAAGGUAAUGAAUUCGCUUUAGAAAUCAAAAAGAUUGCUAUGGAAGAUGUAGGCAAAUAUACUUGUAAAUGUAAUGAUAUUUCAACAACUUGUACAAUACAAGUUGAAGAAAAAAAGCAUACAUAUCAUUUCAAUCAAAAAUUGCCUAAAACAGCAGAAGUUGUUCGAGGUAAAGAUUUAACAGUUGAAUGUUCUGUGUCCGACCCAAGAGCAACUGUUGCAUGGUAUCAUAAAGGUGAAAAAGUUGAAUAUGUUGCUGGUAAAAUUGAAAUUAAACGUCGUGAAAAUCGUUGCAUUCUUCGUAUUGUACGAGCCAGACCUGAACAAGAAGGUGAAUACUGUUGUAUUGUAGAAGGGGAUGAAACAUAUAUGGAUAUUGCAGUUGAAGAUCCUGAUGAAAAUGAUGAAGUGGUAACAUUUGAAUGUGAAGUGUCCGAUCGAGACGCUGAAGUUACUUGGUAUAAAAAUGGAGAGCCUAUUACAGCCAAUGAUAAAUAUGAAAUGCUAGCUGAAAAGAAAGUGAAACGUAUUUUAAAAGUGAAGAAAAUUACCAUGACUGAUGAUGCAGAAUACACUUGUAAAGUUGCCAAGAAGACAACUACUGCUACUUGCACAGUAAAACCUGAUGUUGAAUUCAGACAAAAUCUUAUCGAUACAAAAGGUAUUGAAACAAAACAUAAAGAAUUAGAAUGUCGUGCAUUUAAUCCUAAAAAAUAUCCAGUUUAUUGGUUUAAAGAUGGUUUACCUAUAGAACUAAAUGAUCGUAUUUCAACAACAGAAAUUGAAGGUUCUUUAUACUUAAUAUUUCAAUAUUUGGAAAUGGAUGAUACAGGAUAUUACAGUUGUAAAAUUGGUAAUCAUGAAACUAAAGGACUUUUAGAGGUACAAGAAUGUGAAAAACCUCCAUCAGUUGAUCUUACAAAUUUCAAGGCUCAAGCCACCUAA